CCGGGACCGAGCUGCGAGCUGUCCUCUUGUGGGACCUGUCCUGUCCAGUUCAGUUCCAUUGUCACCAUCACAACAAACAUCCUUCCCUCCUCAUCCACCCACUACAAACACAUCUUUAUCGAUACCCCGUGGCAUUUCUUCAACCACAUUCGUAACUUGCGGAACCACUCUUUUUGCGUGCACGAUUCUCACGAUCAAACGAUAAUUCGAUCGUCGCCGCGACAUCAUUACCUUCUCGAUCAAAAACAGCCACAUUCCAACCGACCGAAACAUCACUCAAUACUCCCACGCUCGGCAAUCCCAUCCGAGACAUACGGGACACGUUGUCCUUCCGAUCAAUAAACCAUUUCCAUUCCAACACAAAUCACACACACACAACCGCCCAAAAUGGCCGAAGACCUCGACACCUACACCCACCUCCCCCUAACCAUCGACCCCCAAAGCAAAUCCAUCUCCCUCGCUCCCUCCUCCGGCCUCUCCUCCUCCGUACAAACCCGCGCCCUCGAAACCGAGCUCGCCGCUCUCAACGCCCUGCACCGCUCCCUCCACUCCCUCGACGCCCCGCACCUGGUGCCCCCUCCCCCGAUCCCCGUAAACCCCAAACGCUCCGCCCAAGUCUCCAAGCUGCGCGACAGCGGCAACGCCGAGUACAAGAAGCACAAGUACAGCGAGGCAGCCAAGUUCUACACGCUGGGCAUCCAAAUGGCACUUGCCCGCCCGCUUUGGGAGCCGAGUCAGCUGGUGAGGGAGGAAGUCCACUCUUUGUUCUCGAACAGGGCGCAGGCGCACAUGUGGAUGCAGGAGUGGCCUGAGGCUGCGGUGGAUGCGGAGGCGAGCGUGGAGGCUAAGCGGGUGGGGAAUGCAAAGGCUUGGUUUAGGAGGGGAAAAAGCCUUUUGGAGAUGGGAAGACUCGAAGAGGCGAGGGAGUGGGUGGGUCGGGCGUUGGAGGUGGAAGGGGAGGAGAAGGAGUUGGCCGAGUUGGGGAGGGAGAUUGAGAAGCGGUUGGAGGCUAAGAAUGCGGGUGCUGGUGCUGAGUAGGAGGGACAGCAGCAGCAGCAGCAGCAGAAGCAGGCUUAGAAGGAUGCUGGAAAUGUAACUGGGUGUGAAGUGGAGUGGGAGGGGAUGGCGAGUAUCAAGGCAUCUGGGUUUAAGGCUGGGUGCGAUGUUGGCUUGCGCUGAGUGGGAUGAGUGGGAUGAACCUCCAGGAGAUGAUCAUGAGGACUAAAGGGUGUGAAGGUUGAGGUCGUUGCGAGAAGAGGGGGAUGGAUGGUAUUGCGGAAUUGCCAUGAUGAAAGGAUUGGAAUCUGAAGAAUGGUUCGGCGGGGACUGGCUGUGGCCCCCGGAACCGGAACCCAUCUUCACAAUCAAGAGGCGGGCACGUUGUCCAAGGACAUGGUUUCUUGUAUCUGCUUUCCGUCUGGCUUUGAUGGAAAAAGAAGGGAACACGCACGACGCAGAGGGAACUUUUGUUAUUUUUCAUGUAUUACAUGUUUUUAAGGGACACAACAGCGCUUGUCAACAGUCAGCGCUCUUUUUUUUCUCUGCUCUGCUGUCGCUACCAGGCAGUCGUUAGUUGCGCGUUAGAGGCGUUAGGUAUACAUAAUGGGGAUCAUUGUUUACACCAUCAUCUAUCUC
Neurospora crassa OR74A is the source of this 1635-nucleotide messenger RNA. Its product is annotated as F-box domain-containing protein. The transcript has a single exon. The coding region runs from base 388 to 1038 and encodes 216 amino acids. The record is from RefSeq and is a predicted model, not a curated record. NCBI's taxonomy places the organism in Eukaryota, Fungi, Ascomycota, Sordariomycetes, Sordariales, Sordariaceae. Gene Ontology annotation, molecular function: protein binding.